GCCCACGAAAUUACUCGUAUCUGUUAUCUUGUUGAGACGCCACCACCAUCUUCACUUGAGCUUGUUUUCUACUUGCACUGUUCUUCGUUAACUCUUCUUCAACAGAAAAUUCCACUCGUUGUUCAAAAAUGAAUUCUUGACACACUUGUUUUUCUCUUUUAGUGGAAGCAAGAUGUCUGUGUUGCUGAAAGCGUUGCCUUUGGUGGCCCUCCGCCAAAGGCCGUCAUCGUUCUUCUUCCUCUGCAGCGUUUCCACCACCACUCCAAGGGUUCUUUCCAGAACAAGAACUCUGUCUUGCGUUUCUGCUUCUGCUUCUGCGUCUGCUUCAACUUCAACGUCUCAUUUGACACAACCACCUCCUCCUUCUUCUGAAGCACAAGCACUCUCGUCCAACGCUAAGACUUGGUCUCAGUCACUUUCUUGGGUUUCUAGAACUGCUUUCUGCGGUGAGUUGUCCUCAAUCGAUGUGGGAAAAAAGGUUCAGCUUUGUGGCUGGGUUGCACUUCACAGGGUCCAUGGUGGCCUCACAUUUCUCAAUCUUAGGGACCAUACUGGUAUUGUUCAGGUUACGACCCUUCCAGAAGAAUUUCCAGAUGCGCAUUCUGCUAUCAAUAACUUGAGACUCGAGUAUGUGGUUGCAAUUGACGGUGUUGUCAGGUCUAGGCCAAACGAGUCAAUCAAUAAGAAUAUGAAAACAGGCUCCAUUGAGGUUGCUGCUACUAGUGUUCUAGUGUUAAAUGCUGUAAAUUCAAAGUUGCCAUUCUUAGUUACUACAGCAGAUGAUGCAAAAGAUUCUCUUAAAGAGGAAAUCCGUUUGAGGUAUCGAUGCCUUGAUCUACGGCGGCAACAAAUGAGUUUCAACAUAUUGCUGCGACAUAAAGUUGUUAAACUCAUUCGGAGAUAUCUAGAAGACAUCCAUGGUUUUGUUGAGAUUGAAACUCCAAUACUGUCUAAAUCCACGCCAGAAGGUGCCCGGGAUUAUUUAGUUCCUUCAAGAACCCAGCCAGGAACAUUCUACGCCUUGCCACAAAGUCCACAGUUAUUUAAACAAAUGCUAAUGGUAGCAGGUUUUGAUAAAUAUUAUCAGUUAGCAAGGUGUUUUCGUGAUGAAGAUUUAAGAGCAGAUAGACAACCUGAGUUCACCCAGCUAGAUAUGGAAAUGGCUUUUACUCCUUUAGAGGAUAUGUUAUCUCUAAAUGAAGAAUUGAUCAGAAAGGUUUUCCUUGAUAUUAAAGGGGUGGAAUUACCAAACCCUUUUCCCAGGCUUACAUAUGCUGAAGCAAUGAGCAGAUAUGGCUCAGACAGGCCGGAUACCAGAUUUGAUCUCGAGUUAAAGGAUUUAUCUGACCUUUUCUUAGGGUCAUCCUUCAGAGUUUUCUCUGAUUCUUUGGAAAGUGGGGGAAUUAUUAAAGUGUUGUGUAUACCUUCUGGUGCAAAAAGAUACUCAAAUUCAGCUCUCAAGAAAGGUGAUAUUUUUAAUGAAGCGAUGAGAGCUGGUGCUAAGGGUUUACCUUUCCUUAAGGUUUUGGAUAAUGGGGAGAUUGACGGAAUCGCUGCUUUGAUAUCGAGUAUGGAUGCUACAACUAGAGAGAAUUUGUUAAAACAAUGCUCUGCUGCACCCGGUGAUCUGAUCUUAUUUGCAGUGGGUCAUCAUGCGUCUGUUAAUAGAACUCUAGACCGUCUUAGACUUUAUGUUGCCAAUGACCUUGGCUUGAUUGACCAUGGCAGGCAUUCAAUUUUGUGGAUUACUGAUUUUCCAAUGUUUGAGUGGAAUGAUACAGAGCAGCGGCUUGAGGCUUUGCAUCAUCCUUUCACUGCACCAAAUCCUGAAGACAUGAAUGACCUUGCAUCUGCUCGUGCAUUGGCUUAUGACAUGGUUUACAAUGGGGUGGAGAUUGGCGGUGGAAGUCUAAGAAUUUAUAAGCGUGAUAUACAACAAAAGGUUUUGGAGAUUGUUGGAAUCUCAAUUGAGCAGGCUGAAUCGAAGUUUGGUUAUCUUCUUGAAGCGCUUGACAUGGGGGCUCCACCACAUGGGGGGAUAGCUUAUGGGUUGGACAGAAUGGUAAUGUUGUUGGCCGGGGCUAACUCCAUAAGGGAUGUGAUUGCAUUCCCAAAGACAACAACUGCACAGUGUGCCCUCACAAGGUCACCAUCUGAGGUCGAUCCCCAGCAGCUCCAAGAUCUCUCUAUUGCAACUUCACACCAACAUUGAUGUAUCCAUAUUCCUAUUUUUGGAUUAGAUGUUGCACCCUCUUUAUACCUCUCCACAACACCAUUUUUACAUCUGUGUACGUAUAUUAUGGACUUUUGGUUUUCAUGUGGAAUAAAUGGAGUUAUGUAGCACUUGUCCUUGUC
Molecule: messenger RNA, 2355 nt
Organism: Arachis duranensis
Lineage: Eukaryota; Viridiplantae; Streptophyta; Magnoliopsida; Fabales; Fabaceae
Product: aspartate--tRNA ligase, chloroplastic/mitochondrial
Exons: 15
Coding region: 173-2212 (679 amino acids)
Biological process (GO): aspartyl-tRNA aminoacylation
Cellular component (GO): cytoplasm
Molecular function (GO): aspartate-tRNA ligase activity; nucleic acid binding; ATP binding
Source: RefSeq, a predicted model, not a curated record